AUAAAAUUGACUGUUCUGAAUAAGAUGUCGGUGAUACUUGGCAGAGCUAUUAACAACUUGCAACGAGUUACUCGUCAAGCGUUGAGAUAUUGCACGGCGGUCGAAAAUCAAACGAAGAUUGAAGCUCAAACGAAAAUCGAAGAUGUGCCGAUUAUAUCCAGCCCACAGUACGACGACAGGGACACUUUGUAUCAAAAGGUUCGGCAAGCGUGGCUGGAAAAUUUAGAUACUCUGAAAGAAAAGAAACUGGGUUUGGUCACUUUGCAUCCAAAAGUUUACGCAACUACACCCCGUAUCGAUAUCAUUCACCAGAACGUGAGGUGGCAAAAACUGUAUCGCUUUGUGAGCUACGCGCACACGAAAACUCGUGCCGAGUGUAGAGGUGGUGGCAGAAAACCUUGGCCGCAGAAAGGUACAGGACGGGCUCGGCAUGGAAGUAUACGCAGUCCACUGUGGAAAGGCGGUGGAAUAGCGCAUGGACCUCGCUCCCCCACGCCGCAUUUUUUCAUGUUGCCAUUUCACAAGCGUGUACUGGGCCUUACGUCGACACUGUCCGCAAAACUUGCCCAGGACGAUUUACACGUAGUAAACUCGUUAGAAAUCCCGACAGCGGAGCCUUCCUAUAUAGAGCAGCUAAUAGAGGAGAGGAACUGGGGUCCGUCAGUUCUCUUUGUAGAUAGCUACGAUAUUAUGCCCGAGAACAUCACGUUAGCCACUGAUCAGAUUAAGCAUGUGAAUCUGAUGCCUGUUUAUGGUCUGAACGUGUACAGUAUGCUGAAACACAAUACUCUAGUGUUGACAGAGGCAGCAGCCAGAUUGAUAGAAGAGAAACUGCUUUUCCAGUUACGCAGAGCCGAUAUACAUCUUAUAGCAAAACCAUUCAAAGUUAAUCAGAAGUGAAAGAACGAUUUUUAAUGCAACUGAAAACUUAUGUUGUAUUAUUGGUUAUACAUAUGUACAAGUUGCUUAUAUACACAUUUUAAAUGCCUGUAUUGCUUAAGAAUAUUUAGUAUCAUUAAAACGAUCGUCACAU
Ooceraea biroi (clonal raider ant) is the source of this 1033-nucleotide messenger RNA. RefSeq names its product mitochondrial ribosomal protein L4 (gene mRpL4). Gene Ontology annotation, cellular component: ribosome. Gene Ontology annotation, molecular function: structural constituent of ribosome. Gene Ontology annotation, biological process: translation. NCBI's taxonomy places the organism in Eukaryota, Metazoa, Arthropoda, Insecta, Hymenoptera, Formicidae. The record is from RefSeq and is a predicted model, not a curated record.